Molecule: messenger RNA, 462 nt
Organism: Aspergillus viridinutans
Lineage: Eukaryota; Fungi; Ascomycota; Eurotiomycetes; Eurotiales; Aspergillaceae
Exons: 1
Coding region: 1-462 (153 amino acids)
Source: RefSeq, a predicted model, not a curated record
AUGAGCGGCUUUAGUAGGCGUAUCACUGAGGGUCAUGACAACUAUUUAGUGAAUCAGCAGAUUGCUCUACCCAUCUCUUAUAACCAUGCGGAUAGCCAUGACUUCAGCAGCAAUGGCACGGCACCACAUCAUUUCUCUCAACAAACGUUCGGUUCAUACGCACCUCAAAUUGGACCCGCUUACACUCAGGCCGGCUUACCCCCCGGCAUCAAUCUAUCAUCUACGCGCUCCAUCCCGGUCGCCCCAGAGAAUGGAGUUGUGCAGCACCAACCCGUACAAUGUGCACGGCAAGCGCGGUAUUUGCAGUCGCCGAGGUAUCUACCUCUUCGUGAAACAAUCAAUGAGAUAGGAAUAGAGAGCCAGGAAUCUCUCAAUGAGAACACGAUGCUGUCAGAGCCAGUUAUUCCUCCAUUGGAGGGUUUUCCUAGCGUGAGGGAAUUUGAUCAAUUGAUAAGAUGGUAA